UAAGGUUAGGAUAAGGCUCUCGGUAGCAUCUACUCCAAUACUACCGGCCAUCUUUAUCGUGACUGUAUUUAUCUAUGCGUAUUUUCCACAAUUAAGACAAAUUAAGUCAAUGUGACAGAAUAAAAAUGGUUACAAUUUAUUGCUGAUUUUUUAAGGAUGAUCCCGACCAAUGCAAGUAAUUGUUAAGGAGCCUCCAGAAUUUGACAUUAAGCCGGACCCACUAUACUAUGGCAAACUUGGUUCUUCAUUAGAAAUCUCAUGUACAGCUGUCACAUCCAGUGGUACUACCAUUAAUUGGCAAAGGAAAGAUGGCCAACCUUUUCCAAUACGGGAUCGGACACGUAUACUGGGAGGCAGGUUAAUAUUGAAGAACUUGCAUGAAUCUGAUUUUGAGUACGAAUGCGUGGCAUCUAACCAAGUGGGAACACUAGCGGCAAGGGUCAUUGUGGCAGCCCCGAAGCAAGCCAGCCCCCAAAAUUUGACGAUAGUGGAGUCCCCUGAAACUUUUUCAGUAAUUUUAAUGUGGGCCCCACCAGUAGAUAAGGCCGUCGCUGUAGCAUACUACCAAGUCCAAUAUAAAAGAUGCGGAGGUGAACCAGAAAACGCUAAAUAAUGAUGAAAUUAUUCCACCAGUAUCUUCAUACACCAUGAAAUCUCGAAGUUUCAAAGAUGGAGAAACUUAUAUGUUUCGCAUUGCUGCUUUCGAAACAAAUGGUCAAAGCUCGAACAGUGAAGAAAUCAGCUAUAGGAUUAAACCACAAGAUCAACAACACGAAAUUACGUUAUAUUGGUUUUUAUUGUGGUCAUCAUCUUGGUGGCGUGGACUGUGAAGAUAUGCAGGAGAAAAAAGCAAGCAAAACUGGCAAAGUUUACAUCCCUGCCGGACAUAACAUAUCAGGCGAGCUGCAGGGAACGGAGGCGAAGUCACAAUAAAAACUUGAGUUUAAAAUUGCUAAAAAUUGGCAUUAACAAAAUUUAAAAGGUAGAAAUCGCAUUUGUAGUCACGUGUUUCAAGUAGGUUAAUAGAACUGUGAUUGAUAAGUACGAUAUGAAUAAAUACAACUAAUCUAAAAUACUCAUUGCUCAUGCAAACCACGCAACAAGAAAAAUGUGUUUAUGUAGUAGAAACAUCUUUCUCUAGUAGGAAGCAUCCGUAUGUCAAAAAAAUUUCAACGUUUGGCCACAGUUUUCCUCUAGUUUUCCAAUUUUGCUCAAUAAAUUAAAUCAGAAUUCACAUUAUAAAUAAAUACACAUUGGUGCAUAUGUACAUGCUGACAACACUUGCUUGUAUGCAGGAUUUCGACUUCGACAGACAUAUUUCUCCAUAUCAUAUCAAGAGUGCAUAUAUUUACAUAUGUACAUACAUGUAUGUGUACAAGGGAUAUUUCGUAUUCAUUGGAGUAUAAAUUGUAAUAUGUAAGCAUAAUUAAGUACAUAUAAUGCAUAUGUACAUAUCUGGAACUUCAAUUCAUUUAGUAGAUGCGUACUUAGGAUCAGAAGUGUGAACUUGUAUUGCCUAUACGUUAUGUUAUGUACUUAUGUACAUGUGCAUGUGCAAACCUUCAUAUGAGCACCUCCUCGCUUAUUUUUUAUUAAGCGAUUAAGUUGAUACACACAGAUAGUUCAGUGUCCCUGGUAUAUGCAUGCAUUUACAAACAUAGUCCUUGACUCCAUAUGAUUCACUUGUCAAACUCUUCUACACAAAAAUAAUAAACCAGUUAUACAUCUCGAUUAUACCGAAAUAAUAAAUGAUAAUCCAUACAGGGCUUAAAAAAGGAAUAAAAUGGGAACACAACUCACGCCAAGAAUUCAAGCGUGGAAAGAUCGAGGGUACAGGGAAGACUUCCGAAACUAUAAUAUCCACUGUUUCUACCAAGAGGGGAAUGGAAAUGGACCGCUCCACGUAAUUUGUCAUGGAUACCCGACCUGUUCCUACGACUGGGUUAAAGUUAUUGACUUACUGCCCACCAAGGAGUUCUUGACCUUUGACUUUUUGGGGUUUGGCUUAUCGGACAAACCACCAAAUCACGACUAUACUCUGGCGUGGCAAGCAGACCUGGUGGAAGAACUGUUAAUACGCCAUGAGAAAAAAUAUGCAAAGAAAUAUACCAAGGGCAUGGAUGUCAUUCUCAUCGGUCACGACAUGGGAACUUCCGUCGUUUCGGAGUUACUAGCUCGAGAUCUGGAACAUUCUUUAAAUCCGAAAAUUAAACUCGUGGGAUCAUUCCUCUUCAACGGAAGCAUGUUUAUGGAACGUGCAAAUUUAAUCCUUGGGCAGAAAGUGCUCCGAAGUUUUGCAGGACCGUGGUUGGCGAGAUUUACUUUCUCCUCCCUUUUCCGGUGGCAGUUGGGCUCAGUUUUCUCCAGAAGCCUUCCAUUAUCCCAGGAAGAAGGCGAAGAUCAAUGGGCUCUCAUGAGCUUGCAAAACGGUCACAAAAUAAACGACAAGCUAAUCCGGUACACGUUUGAACGUGUUGAAAAAGCAGAACGUUGGUUGGGCGCAGUUAAAAACUGGGACAAACCGAUCGCCUACGCGUGGGGGAUGCAGGAUCCCGUCUGUGGGGCGUGGCAGUGGGAGGGAUGGCGCGAAUUGAGACCUAAUGCUGACAUCACUGAGAUGCAAGAUUUGGGACACUACCCACAAAUUGAAGACCCAGCAGCGUUCACUAAAGUUAUGCAAAGUAGUAUGGAAAAGAUCAUGCAAUAAUUUCAGGUACAAAUUUAAGUACACAACGAGAGGUGGUUCACCAUGACAACGUAUCUAUUUAAAUAUGUAACUAUUAUUCUUCAGUGUUCCAAAGAAAUUCUAAAAUAUAUUCAUUCCCUUUUUCAGAGGGAAAAAAAAUUGGUGCAUAACUCUACUGAAAUUAAUUUAAAUACAUAAAAAAUUAAGCAUUCUUUGCUUAUAGGUAUAUCAUCGCUAUCUUCCUGUAUGAAAUUUAGACAUUAUUUAAAUUUUAAAUUGUUGCGGACUUUUAAAUCCAUAAAUACAUUGCCUAACAUUUUUUAUGAGUC
Molecule: messenger RNA, 3015 nt
Organism: Folsomia candida
Lineage: Eukaryota; Metazoa; Arthropoda; Collembola; Entomobryomorpha; Isotomidae
Product: putative hydrolase LipZ
Exons: 12
Coding region: 1784-2707 (307 amino acids)
Molecular function (GO): catalytic activity
Source: RefSeq, a predicted model, not a curated record